AUGGAUCUUUCGGCCCUAUCACACCCUAAUGAGAGGAUCAGUGAAAGAGACUAUGUAGGAGGGGCAGUUAGAAGAUUCGCUUAUACUGCACCACUUAAGAUUGGCUCACUAGAAGAUGAGGUUCGCAUUGCGUUUCAGACAACAAGAAACCUUUUCUGGGUCCCAACUCGUAAUUGUGACUCCUACCAAUUUCAGAACAAGCGAGACACAAUCACUGGGUUCUAUCAGUGUGACUCUAAUGGCGUUUACUUACCGUCUAAACUGACUUCGUUCAGAAACACUGGUUACCUAUUCCAUUGGUGGUAUUCUGAAACGGAUACUGGAGGCGCUUCGGGGUACUUUGGUUAUGAUAAGGUUCAAUACGGUGUUUACUCAGGUAAUGUGACCUUUGGGAUUGCUACAGCUGACUUAUUUGGUGAAAUUGGUUUGGGUUUUCCAGAUCUCCAAAUUUUAGAUACCGACUCGACUUUAGGCGGGGUCACUUUUUCGCAACAGCUACUUGAGAAUGGAGACAUCGAAAGUAGCGCGUAUUCUUUUCAAUUGGGAAUCAACAACGCUUCUGAGGGUACCCUUCUACUUGGCGCUGUUGACCAUAGUAAAUAUGAAGGGAAACUCCAAAAGGUGAAAAUGGUUGACUUGUAUACUGAUGGCUCAGAUUCUAUUCUGAUUCUACUAGAUGGAUAUCUGGGCGACGGUUUCAGCUCAGAAAUGAAUAUAUCUGUUCUUGUUACGACUAUCGCGGGCUGA
Molecule: messenger RNA, 747 nt
Organism: Sungouiella intermedia
Lineage: Eukaryota; Fungi; Ascomycota; Pichiomycetes; Serinales; Metschnikowiaceae
Source: the annotation of a GenBank genome assembly